AUGCGCGUCAACAGCAUCGCCGGCCUCGCCACCGCGGCGGCGGCAGCGAUACUCGUGCCAGCGAUUGCCGCGAUCCAUGUCCCUCACGUCAAUGUCCCUGCGUGCGGCAGCGGCAUCCCGCCCCCCAAGCUCACCUACAACAAGGCCCUGCCGGGCCAGCCCACGCACGACUUUCCCCUCACACAAGCCGAGCUCUGCUACACUGGCACCUCGGUCGACUUCGUGCUGACGGCAUUCAACGAGACGUCCUUCUUCUACAACGCCUCGCAGGGCACCAACGACCUCAUCUUCGAGUACGAGGUCAUGGAGGUCUUCAUCUCGCGCGGCGACAUCGACCCCAUCACCUACUUCGAGAUCGAAGUCAACCCCGCCAACGUCACCCUGCAGACGUUCGUCUUCAACCCCUCGCGGCGCCGCACGCCGGGGACGCCCUUUGACCACUUCCCCGUCUUGGACCCAUUCGGCGACGGCAUAGCCACCACGACGACGCUGGAUCGGCCGGGGCACACCUGGCGGAGCACCGUGCGCAUUCCCCUGGGGUACUUCAACAUCGACGACGGUUGUGCGAGGGGCACGACCUGGCGGAUGAACUUCUUCCGGACUGUGACCGAUCCCCAGAUGUUUCCGAACCAGACGCUUGGAGCGUGGAGCCCGGCCGACGUGGCAGACUUCCAUGUCACGCGGCCUUUUGGACGCUUCACCUUUGUGUAG
Messenger RNA from Purpureocillium lilacinum, 711 nucleotides. RefSeq lists its product as uncharacterized. NCBI's taxonomy places the organism in Eukaryota, Fungi, Ascomycota, Sordariomycetes, Hypocreales, Ophiocordycipitaceae. The record is from RefSeq and is a predicted model, not a curated record.